Lemur catta (Ring-tailed lemur) is the source of this 670-nucleotide messenger RNA. RefSeq names its product ankyrin repeat domain-containing protein 26-like. The transcript has 4 exons. Gene Ontology annotation, molecular function: protein binding. Bases 1 to 660 code for a protein of 219 amino acids. Lineage: Eukaryota; Metazoa; Chordata; Mammalia; Primates; Lemuridae. The record is from RefSeq and is a predicted model, not a curated record.
AUGAGGAAGAUCUUUUGCUUCGGGAGAAAGAAGGUUGGGCCGCCCUCCGGCCCCUCCAGCAACCAUGGCGAGACCAGGGUGGGCCUGGAAGGCGAGACUGGUGACAGCGCCUUCCUACAGCCAUGGUACCACAUCCGGGAAAAAGAUCUCAGCAAAAUUCACCAAGCUGCCAGCGCUGGUGACUUAGCGAAAUUGGAGCGGAUCCUUUCACUGAAGAAAAAGGCCUUGGAUGCCAGAGAUAGAAAGAACAGGACUGCUCUCCAUUUGGCCUGUGCCAGUGGCUAUCCAAAAAUGGUUACUAUCCUUGUGGACAGAAAAUGUAAUCUCAAUGUCCCCGACAAUGAAAAAAGGACAGCUCUGAUUAAGGCGGUACAAUGCCAGAAAGAGGAGUGUGCCAGCAUCCUGUUAGAACGUGGUGCGGAUCCAAAUCACAGUGACGUCUAUGGCAACACAGCUCUUCACUAUGCUGUCUAUCAUGGGAACCUGUCAAUCACAGAAAAACUCCUUUCACAUGGCGCAAAUAUAGAAGCAAUAAACAAGGAUCACCUCACUCCACUUUUACUUGCUGUGAGUGGAAAAAAAGAGGAAAUGGUAGAAUUUUUGGUAAAGAAGAAUGCAAAUGUAAAUGCAGUCGAUAAAAUGAACAGGUAUAGUAUUUAGUGCUUUUUUU